Molecule: messenger RNA, 4814 nt
Organism: Conger conger (European conger)
Lineage: Eukaryota; Metazoa; Chordata; Actinopteri; Anguilliformes; Congridae
Product: asialoglycoprotein receptor 1-like
Exons: 8
Coding region: 3358-4752 (464 amino acids)
Biological process (GO): cellular response to molecule of fungal origin
Molecular function (GO): (1->3)-beta-D-glucan binding
Source: RefSeq, a predicted model, not a curated record
AAGCGAAAAAUGAUAAAUGCAGCAGGGGGGCGUGACAAGGUUGUCCUACAACUGACACUAAAGCUCUUUGAAUUUGAAUGGAUCACAAUGGGAAUUUGGGGUUGGGACUAGAUUCAGCUGUAAAUCAUGUUCAUACAGUAUGGAACAGAUAUACUCAGUGAGCACUUUAUUCAGUAUUUAUUGGACUUAUCGUUUAGACUUCUACUGCUGUAGCCUGUCCACUUAGAAUUAUGAAGUGUUGUGUGUUCAGAGAUGCUCACUGGAUUUUUCACAUUUCUUUGCAAACUCUAGAGACUAGUUUGUGUGAAAAUCCCAAGAGAUCAGCAGUUUCUGAGAUACUCUAACCACCCUGUCUGCCACCAACAAUCGUGAACAUUAAGUGAAGCUCCUGACCCGUAUCUACAUGAUUGUAUGCAUUGCACUACUGCCAUACAAUUGGCUGAUUAGAAAAUUGCAUGAAUAAGUAGGUGUAAUGAAGUAAAAUAAUAAAGUGCUCAGUGAGUGUAUGUUAGCUAAAUGGCUUUAAGUCAAGGGUCCAAGGUAUCAAAUGAGCCUCAAUCCAUCAUGCUGCUGUCAGAUAUGCAGUAGAUACUACAAGAAUUGUUUCUCCUGACAAAUGUAUUCAUAUUCACAAAAAUAUUAAAAACACGAUUUGACAUUAUGUUCAUUUGUCUCAAACAUUGAAAUGGGGAACUUCAUAUAAAGAGUGCUGUUAUUACUACAUGGUGAAACCGAAAUAUCAAAAAUACCCUGUAAUAAAAGCUCUGAGUCUGCUCUUUGGCCACGUAUGGAUGGUUUAAUUACAAACAGAGAAUAUUAAAUCUGAAAAAGCUCAAAAAGACAAGGUGACCCCAGACUUUUGAACGGUAGUGUACAUGUUUAACUGUGCGGGUGCUUUUCAGUGUUGGGGUUCAGAGGAACCCAGUACUUAGCAGCCUUUUUUUUUGGGGCACAGCCAAUCGCAGAUCACCGAUUCACAUAAUUUACGUAUUGACUGUUGAUUCUGAAAAGCAGUGAAAUGUAACUCCGUAAGUGUUUACAUCCUUUACCUUGCUUUACUGUUUGAGUCUGUGGUGAGACGCACGUUUACCUCGUUGCUUUUCAAUUAGAUGCAAAGCCUGAUGAGAACCGCAGGCUAAGAAUUGUCCCGGAAACCCCCUGAACAGGAAACGUUGCAGUUAGAGAUAGGGCUUCUGUUUGACUCAUAUGCUCUGUGUGAGAGAUCUUGUUCCCGCGACUGAAGCCCAUUUAUCGGUGCAUGGUUGCUCCGUAUCUGACUGAUGCCUGUGGUAUCAGUGUGGACUGUGCCUCUCUCAGGUUCGCAGCAGGUCAGACGCUGGAUAGGUCUUGGUGACUGAGAAGCAAAGGACUGGAGGUCAGAAGGGUAAGAAGUCUUCCAGACACAUUACAGUGGAUAAAUACACAUUCGGAGGAGAAAUGGAGAGUAUGGAGCAAACAGAAAGCUGGACCAGCAAACACACAAACCACCUCUGUACAUGCACUGUACAUGAACCUCAGAGAGCCCCACAAAGUUUAUCCACUUUGUGCUUAGUGUUGCCCAGUUAUCUAUACAGUACAUCUAUUAUUACAUUUUAACCAAUUGCUGGCCAGUAGUCAGUGUUAUGGGAGUGGUCUGAAUGGCAUGUAAUCCAGUAUAAUCACUGACUAGACCCUCUGAGUCCCUAAUUACAAUUUGCAGUCAUGUAGUGCUAUAACUGGGACCGAGAACGCUUGCAGGCAGGCAAGUGAGAAGUGGAGCUUCUGUCUUGUCAUUGUGUCUUUGUGCUUAUUUUACAGGAUCUGGUGGAAGGGAAAGCCAGAUGACCACUGCAUGAAUCAUACAGAUGUACAGUACAUAUAUGCAGACUGUGUAAUUACUGUGUCUGGUGAAAAUGCAUGCUGUACACUAGACCGAUACAUACCGUUCAGCUUCUUUAACCAGAAUCUUGCCAGAGAUUGCAUUUCUGCUGGUGUAAACAUCUUUUAUUUUAUUUUUCUGAAGUGUUUUAUUGUGAAGCUAGAGAUGUUACUCUUUAGCUUCUGCACGUUUAGUGGGGGAGGUGUGCUGUGCUUCUUGUUCCAUAGGGCAGUGCAGGCCGUUGCAUACCCUGUAGGCCCUGAAGCAGAAAUGUAUUUAUUAUAUGCUUUAUUUUGCCAUUUGGCUGUUAUUAACAGUGUGCAGAUAUUUGAAUCAUUUUAAUAUAUAUAUUUUUUUAGCUUAAAUAAGUAAAUCAAAUCAACCAGUUUAACAAAAUGCAAAUUUGCCAGAAAUGUUCCACUUUUCUUUUCUUUUGAAACAUUUUUCCACACAUAGCCAUGUUUCAGUGAUCAGUGCGCUUUAAACAGCCGGGACCCAUUGGUUUCUCCUGUCCAGUUUUACCAGUACAGCACAUUAUGGAACUUGAGAUUUCUACUAAUCUACCUGAUUAAAAGUUCUGGUAUGGGAAUAUGGGGCACUUAUUCCUUAUCGUGCUAUCUCUGAUAUAUCUAAUGAAUAUUAAAAGGAAUAAACAUUGUUCAGUGGACAUUAUUGUCUAGCUGAGAGAUGAGCUUGUUGCUGUUCUGUGUUGCGGUGGUUGCAGUUGUACUGGGUGUGGGCCACGUUUAUGCACCACUGCACAAGACAGGAAGCUGCUCAGCUGCCGGCUUCAUGCCCCUUCCCGCACAGGGAGGUGAAUAAUCCCAUCAGGGAACCGUUAAUGGACACUGCAUGUGCAUUACUGUGCCCUGAGGAACACUGCAGGCAUGUGAAGUGAUGGACGCGCUCAAAUGAACGCACAGUGGGGCAGUUAUAACAGUAGAUGCCUGCUGGCCAGCCUUCUGUAUCACAACCCUACACUUCCUCAAAUAUAUGCUCACAGAAUGUACGACACUUAUUUUAUUGUGGCUUUGGUUACAGUUGAUCUACUGUAUCUACGGUGCUGUAUCUACUGCAAGGCACUACGCAGUCCAGUCUGUUCUGGUUCUGAGCCAAAGUGGGUGUGGAUUGGUUGUGAUGCAAUACCUGUUAUUAUGAAGAGUUUGUGAUAAUUAUGCAGUAGAGUGCAGUGGUAUUUUUCCUGUCAGUUAAAGGUGGAAAAGAGUGCAUGUUUUUACAUCAUACUGGGCGUCUGACGUGUAUUAUUCGUGGAUGGGUCUGUGUCUGUGUGUGUGUGUGUGUGUGUAUGUGUAUGUGCGUGUGUGUGUUUGUAUGUGUGUGUGUGUGUGUGUGUGGGUGUGGGUGGGUCACUGUGUGUCUGGGAGCAGACUUUUUUUUGUCAGAAUCAUUCAAUUUCCCAGCUCAUUCCCCUUUCAUUCUUGUCUGGCUUUCAUUGCUCACGUUGUGCGUGCGUCUUGUCUUUCACACCGCUCUCUGCCAUGUCGAAGGGCCUGCUAUACUUACCUGUGAAGUUCAAGAAGAACUUCUGCCAUGACGCUGCCGUCGAUCAAGCGAAGCAGCUGGAUUCCGCAGUGUCUCUGGAGGAACUGAAGGAAGCUGUGGCUUGCAGAAAGAAGGGUAGACCAUUAACUCAGGGUGAAGAUGUGACCAAUAUUGACGUGAAAACCAACUGUACCUCCCUCCACACUGUCUCCCUGUGUGGCCCAUCAGAGACAGAGAAACGGGGACAAAGCUCACACCCCUACAGGCUGGCUGCAGUGUGUCUGGGGCUGCUGUGUGCUCUCUUAUUGACUGCCACAAUAGUCCUGUGUGUCCUCUACAUGCGUGCCGGUGAAGAGGGUGCCCUUCGUCAGAACGAUACGAUAGAGGAAGGGGUUGCGGAACAGCUCAGGGCCAACUGCAGCAUUCACACUGACGACAUUGGACAGCAGCAGGAGAACUACAACAAAAUGGCUGAGGAGAAGGGCCUGAUACAAAAGAACUACAACAAAAUGGCCGAGCAGAAGGACAAGCUGCAGAAGAACUACGACAAAAUGGCCGAGGACAAGGCUCAGCUGCAGAAAAGAAACAAGGUGCUGACUGAAGUCAAUGCUCAGCUGCAGAAAAACUGUAGCACAGUAUGGACGGACUACAAUACCCUGGACAAUGAUAAGAGACAACUGGUUACGGACUACAACGUCCUGGCAAAAGAGAAGAUCCAGAGAGAGAGGGACUACAGCGCCUUAGAGACAGAAUGCCAAACUCUGACCAGAGAGAAGAAAAGGGUUGAGGAGGAAAGGAAGACACUGCAGCAACUACUGGAAGAAGAGAGGGACAUGUUUCAGCGAUGGAACCGUACCUUUAUGGUUGUGUUGGAGAACAUGAAACACAAGGAGCAGCUACAGAGGGACUUCGAUGCCGUGUUGGCGAAAUCCCCCUUCCUGGAUCAGUACUGUCCCCUCAGCUUACAGAAGAGAGUGUGCAAGCCCUGUCCACAGGGCUGGGAGCAGUUCUACUCCAAGUGCUACUACUUCUCCACGGAGAGGAAGAGCUGGAUGGACGGUCGCAGUGACUGCAUUAAGCAGGGAGCUGACCUGGUGGUAAUAAAGAGUGAAGAGGAGCAGGAGUUCAUCACCAAAUACACACGAGAUUAUAACUGGAUUGGACUGAGUGACUCAGAAACAGAGGGCACCUGGCUCUGGGUGGAUGGAAGCCCCCUGCAGAGAGGGUUCUGGAGGAACGGACAGCCGGACGACCAUUUCUGGUUUGACAGUCGCACGCAGUACCAGGACGCAGACUGUGUGGUGACUGUGCCCGGUGAGAGUGCAUGGAUGGACACGCACUGCUACUCGUACCGCAGGUUCAUCUGCGAGACUGACGCUCUGCUGCUUUAAAACACCACUUCCUUUGAUGCCAAGUGGGAAAUCUGGGAAAUUUUGUUCAAGAACAUAUUUAA